GGUCUCACUGAACCCCGUACUCCCAUGUGAGUAUCUUUGAGCGAAUAGCCAACCAACAGGCUUCCACACUGCCAGUGGUCUGCAGCUGCUGCUACUACUGCCCUAUCAAUGGCGAUCUCCGAGAACGAUCAGAGACCAAAGCCUAGCAGUCUGCGAUCUAUUAUCGCAGGCUCUACUGCCGGUGCAGUCGAAAUUGCAAUUACCUAUCCAGCUGAAUUUGCGAAAACCCGAUCCCAGCUCAACCGCAGGUUACCCGAUGCUAAGAAACUGCCAUGGCCGCCGUUUGGGAAACAAUGGUAUGCUGGAUGCACGACCUUGAUUAUAGGAAACUCUCUGAAGGCGGGAAUUCGUUUUGUCGCUUUCGACUGGUUGAAAUCGACAUUGCAGGAUGAGAAUGGCCAUAUUUCUGGACCUAGGACUGUUAUCGCAGGCUUUGGAGCCGGGUUCACGGAGUCUCUGCUGGCAGUUACUCCAUUCGAGAGCAUUAAAACGCAAUUAAUAGAUGAUCGCAAAUCGCAGAACCCUCGCAUGCGUGGGUUUUUGCACGGCAGUAAGAUUAUCUUUCAAGAACGGGGCGUUCGGGGCUUCUUCCAGGGCUUUGUCCCUACUACUGCGCGACAGGCUGCCAACUCGGCAGUGCGGUUUUCGAGCUACACAAUGUUGAAGCAAUUAGCCCAGGGUCAGGUCGCUCCAGGCGAGAAGUUGGGAACCGCGAGCACAUUUGCUCUUGGGGGCAUUGCAGGUCUUAUCACUGUUUAUGUUACGCAGCCUCUUGAUACUGUCAAGACAAGAAUGCAAUCGCUAGAAGCCAGCAAGAACUACAAGAACAGCUUUGUCUGCGCAGCACGGAUAUUCAAGGACGAGGGGGUCUUGACCUUCUGGUCUGGAGCUGUCCCACGACUCGCGAGGUUGAUAAUGAGCGGAGGCAUAGUGUUCACCAUGUACGAGAAGACAAUGGAUGCCUUGGAUACAUUUGAUCCCGAAAGGAGAUACAUCUGAAGGUCGAAAACUGUAGGCAGUGGAUGCCGAACAUCAUGAAGAGCUUUUUUUUUAACUUGUCGAAAUGCAUAGUAUAAAGUUAUUGAAUCAUAUUAGAUGGACGUAUCUACAGGAUACUGGUG
Molecule: messenger RNA, 1121 nt
Organism: Aspergillus ibericus CBS 121593
Lineage: Eukaryota; Fungi; Ascomycota; Eurotiomycetes; Eurotiales; Aspergillaceae
Product: putative mitochondrial tricarboxylate transporter (Ctp)
Exons: 9
Coding region: 109-999 (296 amino acids)
Biological process (GO): mitochondrial citrate transmembrane transport
Source: RefSeq, a predicted model, not a curated record